Molecule: messenger RNA, 1677 nt
Organism: Oikopleura dioica
Lineage: Eukaryota; Metazoa; Chordata; Appendicularia; Copelata; Oikopleuridae
Source: the annotation of a GenBank genome assembly
AUGGAUUGCCUAAAAGCCGUGCGGGAGUACAUCCUUUCCCUCAUCGAAAAAUCGGGAAAGGAUCAAAUCAAAACGCUCAUUCUCGAUGCUGAAACAACUAAAAUCGUUUCCAUGGCCUUCAGUCAGUCGGACUUGUUGAAACAUGAAGUCUAUCUUUUUGAGCGACUCGAUGGAAGUGCCCGUUCAAAUAUGAGUCAGGUGGUGGCGAUUGUGUUCGUUCGACCGACGCAAGAAAACUUUGGACUUUUGAUUAAAGAACUCAGAUCCCCUGCAUAUAAGAACUAUCACAUCUUCUUCUCCUCGACCAUCGACCGUCAGAACCUGAAAGAACUCGCUGAAGCAGAUUCAAAUGAAGUUGUCCACACGGUUCAAGAGAUUUUCGCCGAUUACCAGCCGUACGGUGCUCAUCUUUACAACAUUCCAGUGGCGAAAAUGAGCUCUUCUCAAAUUGGAGAAAUCGAUCUUCGUCGAAUUACAGAUGGAUUGAUGGCUCUCUUACUUUCCAUCCGUCGCUACCCAACCGCCAUCAAAUACUCAAAAUCCUCGAAUAACUGUCUCCGAGUCUGCGAGCGUCUAACAUCGAACGUUUCCCGCGAACGGGAGCUCUUUCAACAAGCAGGAAAAAAUGACGUAACUCUGGUCAUUCUCGAUCGCCGUGAUGAUGCUGCCACGCCCCUGCUUAUGCAAUGGACGUAUGAGGCGAUGUUGCACGAAAUUCUGACCUUGACAAAUAAUUGCAUUGAUUUGACUGGAAUCAGUGGGGUUCCAAAAGAACUGCAGAAAAUUAUGAUCACCGCGGAUAGCGACGACUUUUACGCGAACAAUUUGUAUUUGAACUUUGGCGAGAUCGGGCAGAACAUCAAGAAGAUGGUCGAAGACUUUACCAGACAAAAACAGAUCAAUCAGAAAGUUGACUCGAUUCAAGAUAUGAAGACUUUUGUCGAGAACUAUCCAGCGUUCAAGAAACAGUCAGGGACAGUCAACAAGCAUGUUGUAUUAGUUGAGGAGCUUUCAAAGCGGGUGGGAAGACACAAGUUGCUGCAAGUAUCAGAAGUAGAGCAAAAUAUCUGCGCUUCGGAUGAUCUAGCAGAAAUUACUCAAAGCAUACGAGACCUGAUCGAGGAUAAAGAUGUAAAUGCCAGCGCCAUUUUACGAGUUGUCGCUCUUUUUGCGCUGAAAUUCGGCUCAGCUAACGAGCAAACUUUGAGAAGCCUUUCUGCCUCUGCUUGCCAAGCAAAACAAAUCAACAGGACGGAGUUUGAUUCUAACAUCAGAGGAAUAAGGGACUAUUCUUCGGGCAUACAGAUCGGCGAGUCAUCCAGUGAGAAAGUCCUGGGCGCUGCGAAAAAGCUCUUCCGUGGCGUCCAAGGCGUUGAGAAUAUUUACACGCAGCAUGUUCCCCCCUUUCGUGACAUUUUGGAAAACGUCGCCAAAGGUCGCCCGGAUAAUCGCUUGAAAAGUUACGGGCCCAAUCCUCAGGCAGCAUCGUCGCGCGAUGUGAUUUGCUUUAUCAUUGGAGGAGUGACGUACGAGGAGUCUUUUCAUAUUUAUAAAUUGAAUAAGGAGCUCGCAGGCAACUCGCGGAUAACUAUUGGCGGCUCAUCGAUGCUGAACUCCCGUCUUUUCUUAUCCCAAAUAGUCCAAUCAAACCCUUCCACAUCGCCACAAACUGUCUAA